GGACAGAGGGGUCUGCAGGGAGGAUAGAGGGGUCUUUCCAAUGAAGACACAUGCCUCCUGCAUCUUAAAGGGGUGCAGCAGAACAGCUACUUGUCUCCUAUUCACAGGAUACGUCUCUGACCCCCGGGGCGUCACAUUGUUCUUAUGGGACAAACCCUUGAAGCCGCAGGAACCAGAAGCAAAAGCAGAACUAGAAGAGAAGACAGAAGCUCCAGGCAAUGAGCAUCGUGCUGCUCCGCACCAUGGGACAGCGCUGGUUUCUGGAGCUUUCUGUGACUUGGAUUUUUGGGGUAUCCUUGUGUUUGGGGAUCUUUCCCAACUUUGCUCCAUGUGAUGACCGCAAAAAUGGAACGGUUGUGGGUUGCCGAGGUCGCCACCUGCCCUACUUGCCCUGGGUCUCAUCAGGACGAGUCACUGGAUUUGAUCUGUCCGUUAAUGACAUAAGGCGUCUUACAAACAGCUCCUUCUCCGGAGUCCCGAACCUACGGAAGCUGAACAUGAGCUCCAACUGCCUGCCCCUGACCCUGCGGCCGGACAUGGGGCCGUGUCAGCUGACCAUCGACCCCGACGCCCUAGUGCACCUGAAGCACCUGUGUGUCCUGGACCUCAGUGGGAACAGCCUGAGCGUCCUGCCCCCGCUCCCCGGAAACAUCACUGAACUGAAUAUCAACCUCAACCACAUCCUCACGUUGUCGGGGCAGGAUCUGGCCGGAGUCACAAAGCUAAUAAAUCUGUACUUUGGUUGGAACUGUUAUUACAGAAAUCCCUGUGAGACAGAGGUGAAGAUCCAAGAUGACGUCCUCAGAGACAUGACCACCCUGAAGACACUGGUGCUCUCCUGCAACAACAUGACUGCCUUCCCCAGGAACCUUCCAUCUUCUCUCACCGUCUUGGACUUGUCUCAGAACAAGAUCUCGCGGAUUGUCCGGGACGACUUCUGCCAGUUCAGCCGGCUGAUGGUGCUGGACAUUCAGUGGAACUGUCAGCGUUGCGACCACACUGUGCAGCCGUGCUUCCCCUGCCAUAAUAACAGUGCCCUGCAGCUGGGGCCGGGGGUGUUCGACUGCCUGGGGAACCUCUCCAGCCUCAACCUCAAAGGGAACUCAAUUCUCACCAUCAACAACUCCAUCUUCGAAGGGAUGAUGAAUCUGCGCAGCCUCGUUCUGGCCGACAACAUCUUAGACUUAGAGAAGGAAACGUUUUUUUCCAGGUUAGUGAACGUAAACUCCUUGGAUCUGAGCUACAACUUUCACCCACAACUACUUCGCCCGAGGCUGGUGCUGAACCCCAGCGUCUCUGCCAUGCGAUCCCUCCACAGGAUAUCUCUGAUGGGAUAUUUCUUCAAUGUUCUGGAUUAUGAGGGCAUCAAGCCGCUGCUCACGUUGCCAAAUCUUCGAGAAGUGAGCCUCAGGACGAACUUCAUCCAGGAGGCCAACCUGAGCAUGUUCCUAAGUCAUAAAGAGCUGCGCGCAUUGUCACUGGCAGAAAACUUGAUCUCAUUCCAAAUAAUCAGUGAACGACAAGAGGGACGGAAGCCAUUCACUGCAGCUCUCUUUAACCGCCAUGUAAAUCCGGAUGCAUCAUGGGAAGAACCAGGGAAUGAUGGAGAACAGGAACGCAGCAGUGGUCCUGAAUACUCCCAGUGCUAUGAGUACAACCAUUCAGUCGACUUGUCCUUCAACAACUUAAUGAGUCUGCAGGCCGAUCACUUUUUGGGCAUGGACGAUAUUGAAUGUCUCAACAUGAGCUACAACUUCAUCAACCAACGUCUGGAUGGGACUCAGUUCGGGCACCUGGCAUCUUUGCGGCACUUGGAUCUCUCAUACAACAGAUUUGAUUUGUACUAUUACUUGGCUUUCAGUGAACUUCCGAAUCUUAAAGUAUUAAACCUGGCCAACAACAACUACCAGUUCAUGAUAAACGGCGUCAACCACAGACUUGUCUUCAUGGAGAACCUGACUUCUCUGAUAGAACUAAAUCUAAACAACAAUUUGAUCGGCUUGCGCACGACCAAGGAGCUGAAGAACCCGUCCCUGGAGAAGCUUCACUUCCAGAAGAACCUGCUGCAUAGCAUGUGGCUAAGCGGUAAAGACGCUUAUAUCACCAUCUUCACAAACCUCACACGGUUGAAGUACCUGGAUAUCAGUUAUAACAGUCUGGAGGUCAUCCCGGGGAAGGCCUUGGAGAACCUGCCCAUGUCUCUGGAGUAUCUAAUCCUUUCCUAUAACCAGCUCUACUCAUUUCACUGGGAGAACAUUGCCCACCUCAGCAAUCUGACGCACCUGGACCUUGGCUUCAACUCCUUGACCUUGUUGAGCAGUAACUUCACCGGUAGUAGGAGCCAACUCACCUUCCUAAAUCUGAAGAACAACAAGAUAAGCUCCCUCAACAAGGCGUUCUUCAUCACCUACUCCAAGCUCCGGCACCUAUUCCUGGAUAAUAACCAGAUACAGACCAUCGACAGGGACAGCUUUCCCCAGGCACUUCUGUUGACGCUCAACCACCUGGACAUCAGCAACAACCCGUUCGAUUGCACCUGUCACACCAGCUGGUUCAUCAAAUUCCUCAUGGAGACAAAUAUUACUGUAGAACACCUGUCUACAAAAAUGAAGUGUGACACCCCGGACACUAUGAAGAAGAGGUCACUCCUCUAUAUGGACCCUCAGUCAUGUCAAGACCUCUAUGGCCAUAAGUGCUUUGUCUACUCCACUGUCCUGUUGAUAGUCCUGAUGUCCCUCACAACAGUUUGGAAGCUCUUUUCAUGGGAUUUGUGGUACCUCAGCCAAGUCAUAAUGGCCUCUAUGCAACGCUACUCCAAGCUACAUGGAGACGCUAAUGAGGAGUAUGACGCUUUUGUGGCGUUUAACACGGAGGACCAUGCAGUGACGGACUGGGUCUACCAUGAGCUCCUGGAACAUCUGGAGGGACCUGAAACGAACAUGUUUAACUUGUGCCUGGAGCAACGGGAUUGGACCCCUGGAAAGUCGAGCAUCGAGAACCUGUAUGAAGCAAUAUACAAGAGCAAGAAGACGGUAUUGAUCCUGACUCGUGAGGGCUUCAGCAGCGGCCUCCUGCGCCAUGCUUUCCUUAUGUGCCAUCAAAGGUUACUGGAUGAGAAGAAGGACGUCCUGGUCUUAGUGAUUCUCAACAACAAGAUGAAAAUGUCCAAGUACCUAAUGACCAGGAGGAGGAUCUGCCCUCAGACCUUCCUGAACUGGCCAAGAAACCCCCGAGCACACAGCCAUUUCUGGUACAGUUUACGCAUGAUGCUGCGGUGGGACAGUCGUCGCUGCUACAACCCUCACCUCCGGAAACAGCUAAUCCAAUAGUCCAGGCGUGGCCAACCUGCGGCUCUCCAGCUGUUGUAAAACUACAACUCCCACAAUGCCCUGCUGAUAGCUGUUGGCAGUCUGGGCAUGAUGGGAGUUGUAGUUUUGCAACAGCUGGAGAGCCUCAGGUUGGCCAUCCAUGCAAUAGUCUGUCUGCUUUGUGAUGUGCGGUGUGUGUCCCUAAUAGUGAGUAAUGCUACACAGCGGAGUGGCCCCGACCAUCAAGUCCUGCAGGGACAGGACAUUUGCACUUGUUCAUCUCCACAAAAAAUGGCUGGAGCCACGGAUUCUUCUGAAAUUCCAGGAAAUACUUAGGGUACAGCUACAAGGGUGGAUUUUUUGCAAUUGUCCUGUCACAGUAUAUCACAUGGACACCAUGGACAGACAUUAUAUGGAAAGUCACCGUGUAGCUGUACCCUCAUGUGAGAGGUGAAGAGGACUGCUCUUUCAGGAGCGCACCUAGAGGUCUGUAGGGCGUUCUCUAUAGUCCUCUGUAGAGUGGGUACCGACAAAGGUGGGCAUAGAAGCCGAGGAGCCAUUUAUUGUGGGAAGACCUGAGGGAGUAAUGAAGAGGCUGCAAGCGCUGUUCUUGGCUCUGUGUCCUUUCCCCGUCCCAGCAGCAUCUUAAGUGGAAGAAUUGGGAGAGAAUAAGAGAAGCAGAGGACAUCCCAGUCCCUGGGGUGGACUCCAUAGAGCACCUGCUGCAGUCAAUGGCCUCCAGUCCCUGCGGUGGACUCCAUAGAGCACCUGCUGCAGUCAAUGGCCUCCAUAGAGCACCUGCUGCAGUCCAUGGCCUCCAGUCCCUGCGGUGGACUCCAUAGAGCACCUGCUGCAGUCAAUGGCCUCCAGUCCCUGCGGUGGACUCCAUAGAGCACCUGCUGCAGUCAAUGGCCUCCAGUCCCUGCGGUGGACUCCAUAGAGCACCUGCUGCAGUCAAUGGCCUCCAGUCCCUGCGGUGGACUCCAUAGAGCACCUGCUGCAGUCAAUGGCCUCCAGUCCCUGCGGUGGACUCCAUAGAGCACCUGCUGCAGUCAAUGGCCUCCAGUCCCUGCGGUGGACUCCAUAGAGCACCUGCUGCAGUCAAUGGCCUCCAGUCCCUGCUGUGGACUCCAUAGAGCACCUGCUGCAGUCAAUGGCCUCCAGUCCCUGCGGUGGACUCCAUAGAGCACCUGCUGCAGUCAAUGGCCUCCAGUCCCUGCUGUGGACUCCAUAGAGCACCUGCUGCAGUCAAUGGCCUCCAGUCCCUGCGGUGGACUCCAUAGAGCACCUGCUGCAGUCAAUGGCCUCCAGUCCCUGCUGUAGCAGGAUCCAGGGAGAAUGAGGGGCCCGAUGCACCCAGACUGCUGCCAGCACCCUGCAGCGGCACAUGGAGAGCCGGCAGCAUCCAUACUGCCCCAGGAUGGGACAUUGGACAGAUCAGAGGGGCUCCUGUUAUACCGGAUCUACAGCUGGACUUGAUUUUCACUUGUUUAUGAACAUCUACUCAGUUUGUCUAAAUUUCAGUAAACAAUGGG
Molecule: messenger RNA, 4843 nt
Organism: Bufo gargarizans (Asiatic toad)
Lineage: Eukaryota; Metazoa; Chordata; Amphibia; Anura; Bufonidae
Product: toll-like receptor 7
Exons: 2
Coding region: 219-3329 (1036 amino acids)
Biological process (GO): positive regulation of interleukin-6 production; defense response to virus; toll-like receptor signaling pathway
Cellular component (GO): plasma membrane
Molecular function (GO): pattern recognition receptor activity; protein binding
Source: RefSeq, a predicted model, not a curated record